AUGACAUUAGAUCAGAGCACCGAGGAAGAGGCCAGCGUUCCCCAGACCCACGACCAGUUCAAGCAGCACAAGAAACUGAAGCCUUCAAAUAAUAAUCUGGAUCGUUUCAAUCGUUGGAAAAAAAGAAAAUCAGCAUCGGAAUCUUUCAUCAGCGAUGAGCAAGAACCAAUAAAUAAUUUAUGCGAAGACAUUCAAUUAGGAGUGAAUAUAAAGGAAACGCAUAAUAUUUAUGAUAAAUCAGUGCAAGUGUCAUCAUUUGAAAAUUUCAGUGAUAAUUUUGUUUUUUCAUGUGACUUUGAUUGUAAAUCAAGUAGUGUUUUAACUCAAGCAACAAUAUCAUCAAUUAACAAUUUAAAAAACUAUGUGAUUACCAAAGAUAAAAGCAGUGGACCUGAUACACCCAUUUUCUUGUCAGGAUUUCGUGGAUAUAAUCCAAUAAAAAAUGAUAAACAACUUUCGGCUAUAACUGAAGUAACACCAGAAGUUUUCCAAUUAUUGUUAAAUAUGCUGCCGCCAACGGGUUUGCCUUUUGAUGGAAUAGCUACAUUUUUUGAUGUAGACCCAACAUGUAUUUCUAGAAUUUUCCGGGAUGUAUCAUCAAUUCUAGCACAGAAAACAAAAAACUUUAUUUUCUGGUCUAGUAAAGAAGAUGUUCAAGAAACUAUGCCACCAGCAUUUAAGAUACAUUAUCCAAAUUGUAGAGUUAUUAUAGACUGUACAGAAAUGAAAUGCGAACAACCUGGUCUCGUGCUAGUCCGAAAUCAUAUGUAUUCUGAUUAUAAAUUAGGAUACACAGUAAAAUUUUCAUUGGGAAUAACACAUCCAGGGAUGAUCUCAUUUAAAUCCGAGUGCUACGGUGGGAGAUCUAGUGAUCCUUUCAUAACUAAUGAUAGUAAUUUUUUAAAACUACUAGAGCCAGGUGAUGAAGUGAUGGCAAAUCAAGGUUUUCCUGACAUCAAAAAAUCUCUUGAUGUACCUAAUGCUAUAAUUAUUACACCUCCAUUUUUACACGAUCGUCAUUUGACUGAAGAAGAAAUAGAGGAAACUUAUAAUAUUGCAAGUGUAUGA
This is a messenger RNA of Microplitis demolitor, 1068 nucleotides long. RefSeq lists its product as uncharacterized. The transcript has 3 exons. The record is from RefSeq and is a predicted model, not a curated record. NCBI's taxonomy places the organism in Eukaryota, Metazoa, Arthropoda, Insecta, Hymenoptera, Braconidae. The coding region runs from base 1 to 1068 and encodes 355 amino acids.